Messenger RNA from Serinus canaria (Common canary), 8336 nucleotides. RefSeq names its product Fas associated factor 1 (gene FAF1). Lineage: Eukaryota; Metazoa; Chordata; Aves; Passeriformes; Fringillidae. The transcript has 19 exons. The coding region runs from base 217 to 2169 and encodes 650 amino acids. The record is from RefSeq and is a predicted model, not a curated record. Gene Ontology annotation, molecular function: ubiquitin binding; NF-kappaB binding. Gene Ontology annotation, cellular component: endoplasmic reticulum; nucleus.
AGGCAGCGCUGCCCGCUCCCGGCCCCGCGCCCGGCCCGCCGCUCUCCUGCCUCCUCCCCUGCUCGGCCCCGGCAGGGGCAGCCCGGGGGCGCCGCGGGAGCCCGAGCGCAGCGCGGCGCCUCCAUGAGCUCCUGAGCUCCCACCCUGCCCCGUCCUCCCCGCGACAGCGGCUCCAGGUGCGCGGGUCCGAGCACAGCCGGGACGCAGCUGGCUGCAAUGGCGUCCAACAUGGACCGAGAAAUGAUAUUGGCUGAUUUCCAGGCAUGUACUGGUAUUGAAAAUAUUGAUGAAGCUAUAACGUUGCUUGAACAAAAUAACUGGGAUUUAGUGGCAGCUAUAAAUGGUGUUAUACCACAAGAAAAUGGCAUUCUACAAAGUGAGUACGGUGUGGAGACUCUGCACGGACCAGCGUAUGGCCCCAGCAGUCACUCUGCUGCAGCUUCCUCAGCUCCUUCCUCCUCCUCAGCAUUUCGCCAUGUAGUGCCAUCUAGACAAAUAGUGGAAAGGCAACCUCGAAUGCUGGACUUCAGGGUUGAGUACAGAGACAGAAAUGUGGAUGUAGUACUUGAAGACAGCUCUACAGUGGGAGAUAUAAAACAUAUUCUAGAAAAUGAACUUCAGAUUCCUGCAUCUAAAAUGCUGUUAAAAGGGUGGAAGACUGGAGAUGUAGAUGAUAGUACUGUUUUAAAAAGUCUACACUUGCCAAAAAAUAAUAGUCUUUAUGUUCUAACACCUGACCUGCCUCCUCCUUCUUCAAGUCAUUCUGGGGCCCUGCAGGAGUCAUUAAAUCAAAACUUCAUGCUGAUUGUCACCCAUCGAGAAGUCCAGCGGGAGUACAACCUCAACUUCUCAGGAAGCAGUACCAUUCAGGAGGUGAAGAGGAAUGUGUAUGACCUGACCAGUAUCCCUGUCCGUCACCAGCUGUGGGAAGGUUGGCCUUCUUCUGCCACAGAUGACUCAAUGACUUUGGCCGUGUCGGGACUGACUUUUCCUUGCCAUCGACUCACAGUUGGAAGAAGAUCUUCACCUGUGCAAACAAGGGAGCAGUCAGAGGAGCAAUGCACUGAUGUUCAUAUGGUUAGUGAUAGUGAUGGAGAUGACUUUGAAGAUGCUACUGAGUUUGGAGUUGAUGAUGGAGAAAUGUUUGGAGUAGCUUCAUCUGCCUUGAGGAAAUCACCAAUGAUGCCAGAAAAUGCUGAAAAUGAAGGAGAUGCCUUAUUACAAUUUACAGCAGAGUUUUCUUCAAGAUAUGGUGACUGCCAUCCUGUUUAUUUUAUUGGAUCAUUAGAGGCUGCUUUUCAAGAAGCCUUCUAUGGGAAAGCAAGAGAUAGAAAGCUUCUUGCUAUCUACCUCCACCAUGAUGAAAGUGUACUAACCAACGUCUUCUGCUCACAAAUGCUUUGUGCUGAAUCCAUUGUCUCCUACCUGAGUCAGAACUUCAUAACCUGGGCAUGGGACAUGACAAAAGAAGCAAACAGAGCAAGGUUUCUGACAAUGUGCACUAGACAUUUUGGGAGUGUUGUAGCCCAAACCAUUCGAACUCAGAAGACAGACCAGUUUCCACUUUUCCUGAUUAUUAUGGGGAAACGAUCAUCUAAUGAAGUGUUGAAUGUAAUACAAGGUAACACAACAGUGGAUGAGCUAAUGAUGAGGCUGAUGGCUGCAAUGGAGAUCUUCAGUGCCCAGCAGCAGGAAGACAUAAAGGAUGAGGAUGAACGUGAAGCCAGAGAAAACGUGAAGAGAGAGCAGGACGAAGCGUACCGCAUCUCUCUGGAGGCUGACAGAGCCAAGAGGGAAGCACAGGAGAGAGAAAUGGCAGAGCAGUUUCGCUUGGAGCAGAUCCGGAAAGAGCAGGAGGAGGAACGUGAGGCCAUCAGGCUGUCUCUGGAGCAGUCCUUGCCCCCCGAGCCCAAGGAGGAGAGCACUGAGUCUGUCAGCAAACUCCGCAUCCGGACGCCCAGCGGAGAAUUCUUUGAGCGGCGUUUCCUGGCCAGCAGCAAGCUGCAGGUUGUCUUUGAUUUUGUAGCUUCCAAGGGAUAUCCUUGGGAGGAGUACAAGCUGCUGGGCACCUUUCCGAGGAGAGAUGUGACCCAGCUGGAUCCAAAUAAAUCAUUACUGGAGGUAAAACUGUAUCCUCAAGAAACCCUUUUCCUAGAGGCAAAAGAAUAGAUCAAACAAGAUUGUAGGACUAAUCAUCCUUUGAUAAGCCAGAGGCACAGCAUCGAGAGGAAGACUUCUCUGAGCACCACCUUGUACUGACAUCCAGCUCAAUUCCAUGUCACCAGUUUGCCUCUUGCAAGAAUCCUGAAAAAUUGAAAAAACAAACAUAGCUACUUAAAGUUUCACAUACAUGAGUAUAUGUUUCCAACCUCAUUUAAAUGAGCAGAGGAUAAAGUUCUGCUAUGAACACUGAACAUUAUGAUUCUGUUGCUCACUUAUCAUCCAGCUUUUGUUAUAAUUAAUGCACUGUUAAAAUGUGAGUGAUUGUUAAGUAGAAUUUUUACUCCUCAAAUGCCCCUUUUUCACCAAGAAAUCUUGGACAUUUCUGCCUGUACUUUUGACACUAGAAUGCUGUAUAUUUGAUAUCUCACUGAGCCAGUGCUCUCAUAUAUAUGCAUUUUAUUUCUGUGUUUGAAUUUCUACUUUGUCAACUAAUUUAAAAAGGCAGAAAAAAAAAAUUAAUGGGACAUUCUCAGCCAUGGCAACUUAACAGUAUUAUAGUAGAAAGCAUAUAAUUUUUGUUAGUACUUUCUGACUUCUUUGAUAAGAUGUAAGGUUUUGUUUGGAGAAUAUAGUUUGACAUAUAUGCGAGAUAUUUAUUUACUGGUUCUGCUUUGGGUCUCAGUUCCAAUUCAGUUUAGGAAGUAUUUUCCAUUACAUUGCAGUGUGAAACUGCUUAUUGCAUGAUGUGAAUAUUUAAAUAACAUUAGACAUGGCCAGUACCAGAAACCUGGUAUCUUGCCAACACUUCAGGAAUCAGCUGAUAUUGAAUAUCAGCUGUUAAAAACCUUUCAAAUACCAGAUACAACAGUUCUUUAUUUCUCCUUGUGAAAGAAAGGGCAGUUCCCAUUCUAGCAGUUUUUCUUCAUUCUGGCACUUGCUUGUCUCCUAUUACUCUGCUGGUUUAAAGCACCUUGUUUGGUUCAUCAAACAAUGGGUAUUUUAAGGGGUGGUGUAGUAAGAAAUCUGCCUUAUUGUUGCACACUUUGGACAUAUUAACAAUACAUUAUUGAUCCCAUCUCAAAUUAAAGAAAUCGUAGUUCUCUUGUCUGAAAUGGAUGCACCAGCUCCCUGCUACCUGCCAUGGAAAAAUCUGGUACUCUAAAUUUCUCAACCAUAGAAUGAGCAUACUGAGGCUAAGACCAUAGCGUGCAGUUGAUGCCAAACCUGCAUCAAAACUGGUUUGUUUGGGGGUUUUUCUUCUCUCUCUCUUUUUUUUUUAAAUUUAUUUUUAUUUUUAUUUUCCCUUCCUUUUUUUCCCCCCUUUUUUUGUUUUUGUUUUAUCUUGGGGCUUGCAGGACAGUGCACAGUAGCACUACAGGAUCAUCAUCUGCUAAACUAAUUUUUUUUUUUUUUUUCAUUUAAAGCCUGGCACAUUGUUUUCCAUCUAUGUUUAUACGUAAUUCAUAGUGUUUAUUGUAGCUGAAUGAGUUCUGAUUUGAAAAUUUUAUACUAAGCUCAAACCAGUUGCACACAUCUUUUAGUCUUUCUUUUUCUCUUUGGAAGGAUGGUGAUAUAAAAUUAAAUGUAUGCCUAUUAUUAAGAUGUUAGUGAUGCUGAUAUAUUGUUACCUUUACCAAAAAUGCGAAUUUCUGAGCAGGCAAAGCCUUAUUCUACCUUUUAUAAUUCUGUAAUUAGUGAGUGCUACACCAGACACUUUUAGAAGUGAAGUAUCUAUGACAAACAAAAGGUUUAGAAGUGUAAGCAAAUCCUAAUAAUUUGCAGUUCACAAAUAAAAGAACUCCUAGCCAAUAGAAUGAUAAAUGUAUGUGUAAUGGAAGGCUGAAUGCAGACGCUUCAUUCUGAACUUUCGUUUUCUUACAAAACAAAAAAUUCCACUGCGUUUAUUAAAUAAGAAAUUAACAUGGGUUGCAAAUUGGGGUGAUGCUGUUUCUACGAACAAUCACAGUAAACAUACAGCAGGAUUUUAAAGUGAUGCAUUUCUUUAUUUUCCUUCUAAGCUGGCUGUAGAGGAAAGGAGUUGCUGAAAUAGUGCUACACCAAGCAAAGCGACCUUUCAGCUAACUUGUUUAUAUUAAUCUGUUCUGUUUAACUUCUGUUUGAUCUCAUCAGGCUGUUUUCUCUCACUCAACUUGAUUUCUGUAUUUUGACUAUAUAUUCUUUACUUUGAUACUAGUUUUAUAAAGUUAUUAAAUGUGGCUUGAAUAUUUGUUGAACUUGUUGAAGUCAGUGCUCCCAGGGUUGUUUGGUUUUGGUUUUUUUUUCUUCUAAACUCCAUUAUUUUUUUCCCUCAUUUUGUUCAUAUUGCAAAAUACACUGUCAUUAUCAAAAUGUUCUAGUGAUAAUUAACUGGAAGUGUUCAAAGUGGUGGCAUUACUUCCCUCUGAUAUAAAGAUUUGGAGAUCAGUAUACAGGGAUCAUUCUGCCACAACGUAAACAAGUGUAUCGCUCUUUAAAUAAAACGUUCAUGAUUUUGGUCCUUAAAUACUUUGGGCCUGAUUUCAAGAAGCAACCAUGUCGAGUCACCUUUCUGAAUCACACCAUCAGCAUAAACCAAUCCCUGUGUAGAAAUAUUAAUAUUCUAUGCCAUCAUUUUCUGCUCUCCUGGUAUUCCCUUCACAUGCUCUGCUGGCAUGGAUAAUCCUCUAGUCAUUCGAAUUUUGUAAUUCAGAAUUACCCUAGAACUGUAACACCAUUGCUACAGAGCACAUCCCUGAUUCCUUUUUAUCUUCAGGUUCUUCACAUUAAUGGAUUACCAUUAAGGUGAUUAAUGCAUUAGUUUUAAGUCUUAGGGAAUUAGUGUUGCUGAAAGGAAUCCCGUGCAAUGCAUCAGCUUCCGUGGCUCGUGGGGUGAGGGUGGGGCACCCUCUGGUUUUGGGAGAAACUUGCUGCCUGUUGACAGUGGUGUUUGAAAUCAUUACUAGAGACCGUGCAGAACACGGUGUUUGCUCUGUACUCUCUGUGUGUGCACCCUUCAGCUCAGUGGGAGUGCUGAGGAUGUUUCUAAUGGAGCUGUUUGGGGAGUUUGUCUGUCCUUUUUAAUGUAGCAGAAGAGGACUUUGGCUUUCAUGAACUGUACCUACUCAGCGACAUUAGAAACUUAAAAUAAAUUUUCAAUUGCAGCAGUAUUUCUACUAAACAGUUACAUCAUUUCACUCUUCCUUAUGUAGGAAAAAAUCAAGUCCCAAUAUCCCAGAGUCACAGGACUGAAGUGCUUCACUAUGCAGGCCUUGUGUCCAGGCUCCCUAAACAAUGCAUGAGAACAUUUCAGUGCCUUAGAACAGCUUCCACAGCAAGCACAAAGCACAUCAGUGGGUGUCUCUACACGAGGAGAGUCACUGCCAGGCAGAACCAGAACCUGCUUGGAGCACUCAGUCAGGAAUGCUGAGGAUGGAGGUGUCUUGUGUGUGCCAUUCCUGCCUGGGGCAAAGGCAGAGGGGAACCUCUGCUCCCCUGCACUCAGGCUGGGCACCAAGGGAGGCACCAAGACCUUCCACCAUUUGACAAAGCAGAGGAUACAUUUUUAUUUGAAAACAGUGAUGGUGGCCUCCUCCAGAGGAGUUUUCACUGAUUUUAAUUCACACUUUGGUUUUUCCAAUAUUGUGAGGGCCUGAGUAGGGACAAGUUCCUGUGCUGGACAUUCCCUAGUCUGCUUCAACACCACCAUAGCACUGCACCUUUUAAUGUGUGUGCUGCCCACUAGCAAAGCUUGACUGCCAAAAUACAGAAUUCCUUUAAGGUCCUUGAGAAGGAGGGUGAAAAUCAGUCUUUAAGCUGUGUGCUUGCCUGGGCUGAGACAACCCAGCCCUUGACAGUGGAUGUUCAUUGCAACCAUUGGUCUUUUUGAACAAAAGAGCUGAGAGUGGAAACUGGAUGUUGAUUCUGCACCUGAGUUUAGUUUUAUUACUCUGGUUGUGUAAAAGAGAAGGCAACUGCAGUAGCCUUAAUUUUUUUUUUUUUCUGGAUGGGUCAUGAAAGAAAGCAGAAAUUACUGUACACUGUACACAGCAUGAGACAUUGCUCUCUACCUGAAACUUUUCCCCACAGAUGACAAAGGUGGAGAAAUACCAAGUUUAGCACUAAGUGUGUCAGGAUCCAGGGUGUUUUAUACUCAAUAUAGUCUGAUAUAGAUGUACACUUCUGCAAGCAGAGCCAUCUCUGCCCCCACCUUGCACUGGAACCAGGCAAACUAAUUAACAAGAGACCAUUCUUUUUCCUGGAGCAGUUUUGAGGCUGAUGCAGCUCACUGGUGGGAAUCAGUGAGGAUGAGAGGAAGAGGAAGGCAAGGCUGCUCCCCCUGACAGCAUUGCUGAUUUAUAUAGGAUGAAAUUGGUCAGGCUCCUUGAAAUAUUUUUUAAAUAUCUUAUUACUACCUUUGUAUUUUACAUCCUUUUGUUUUUAGGGUUUUUUUAAAUUAUUAUUUCAAGCAAAUUUAAUCCUAUAAAGGUUUGGCUGUCUAAAAUUUCCUUAAAUCUUGUCAAAGUCAGCAUCCCAGAAUUCAGGAAAUGAGAAGGCAGAUGAAAGAUCCCCUGAGUCUAUGCAGUGAAGGCAAGGCUCCAGAUCCAACUCUUGGGAGUCACUCCAGACCCUAAAAGUUUCAAAGGGUUUUAAUGUCUCAUUAGAUAACAGGGAAUCCACUCCUUAGCCAGGGCUUUCCUCUGUGGAUUCUUUUGUGUAAUAAAGACUGAAGUCACACUGCAGCCCUAAUAUAAUUCAAUUAAAAUGUCACUCAACUGCUGGUUAGAGGAGGAGGUUUCAUUAGUUCCUGUGAUUACAGAGCUGCUGGUUAACAGAAUUGUUAUUUUGUACUUAGUACCAGUGAGUUUCUUUUGCUGUUUCCCAGCUCCAUGUUGUGACAGUGUUCCCCAGGAUUCCACAGCUCAUUGCUGUUCCCUUUCCAUCCACUCAGCUUGAGUGGGUUUGUUUUAUUUAUUGAUAGCAACAGCUCACCACUGAUCCCUUCCUCCAGGUACUGGUGUCUGAGUACCUUGAAUGACACAGGUUCCCUCACAGGUUCUUGGGGACAUGGCUGGAAUCCUCUCACUGUGAAAAUUUGUUGAAUUCUGCUUCCAGCCAUCAAAUCUCAGAUAAUGUUACUUUUUUUUUUUAAACUCAAGAAAAUAUUUUUCCACUGUAGUAAACACCACUACAAAUAACUAGCUUAGUUAUUUCUAUUUUUAAUAAAAGGAGUCUUUUACACUAUAAAAAAAUCUUUGGCAGGUUUCCUGUUUCUGAUAUUUUUAAUAAUCCUUUACAUCUUUGGUAGUUGUUCCUUGCAAUCUGUCAGUUGUUUAAUUCAGGAUUUCUGUCUUCCAAAAGUUAAAUUUCCAUGGAUUUUCUGAUUUUCUUUUUAGUUUCCUACUUUGAGUCUCUCUUCCUAUUACAUCCUUGAAUGUGCUGGUUCACAUGACCCAGCUGCUUCUUGUGGGCAUUCUGCAGUCUUUUUAAGUCAGCUACCUGUGUACUCUGAGGAUCUAAGAUCGUGUCUUCAAAAAGUUUUGGUUACAAUCUUAGUCUUUUACCUGUGACUUUCACUUCUGUUAUCUUCUUUUUUAUGCAGUUUUCUUUGGAAAAGGUAGUGCUAGUUGGGUGAUUUUAAAGAAUUAUUAUCAUUUCGUAAAGUAGUGAAUAUAAGUAUGUUUUCAUUCACCUAAAAAUGUCGUUUCUAUAAUUUUAUUUGCCUCUAUGCUUUAUUUAAUCUACUGUCACAGUCCCCAUUAGCAUGAGUUCCUAUCACUGAUAAGUAUUUUAUACCUUGUAAUUAUGGCAUCCUACUCAUGAUUUUGCCUUUUCUAAAUUUACAGGUAGACCUCAUUUGUUGUAAUUUGAAAACCCCCGUUCUGUUGCAGCCAUUUUAGGAACUUAAAAAUUAUUCUGAUGUGUACUUUAGGAAUAUUUUACAUUUUGUGUAGGCCUGUUUGCCUGUUUAUGUGUCCUAAUUAAUUAAGACUGAUUGUGUAAGGGAAAGCAUUUCCAAACUGGUGGCAAUGGAGAAGGAGUUUUUUUAAUGACAGCUAUAAACUCGCUGAUGCAGAAGAACAAAAUAAUUUAUAAUCUUGUGAAUGUACUGAAGAAAAAAGGGGGGAGAUAUAUUUUAGAACGUGCGAUUCACAGAGAACACUUCGUUGCUGAAAUACACUUCUUCAAGGUUUAGA